Molecule: messenger RNA, 1924 nt
Organism: Abrus precatorius (Indian licorice)
Lineage: Eukaryota; Viridiplantae; Streptophyta; Magnoliopsida; Fabales; Fabaceae
Product: licodione synthase-like
Exons: 2
Coding region: 130-1716 (528 amino acids)
Molecular function (GO): oxidoreductase activity, acting on paired donors, with incorporation or reduction of molecular oxygen; iron ion binding; monooxygenase activity
Source: RefSeq, a predicted model, not a curated record
GCGCAUGUACUUAUUAUUAUAAAAAGCAUGGUAGUAGCGUCAAAAUAAACCAUGUCCAACGCCUAAGUCAUAAUUAUCCUUUCUAUUUAUAUUUCCAUUUCAUUUCCCUUUCCCAAUUAAGCUACCAAGAUGAUUUCUGAGUUCCUCACACUGGUUCUCAUUUUGAUACUCUCUAUUUUCCUUCUCCAAUUUCUUUUCUUUGGGAGAAAAAACAAAUCAAAACCCAAAUUGAAGUACCCUCCAAGCCCACCAGCAAUACCAAUAAUUGGACAUCUCCAUCUCCUUAAACCCCUUAUCCAUCAAGCUUUCCGAGACCUCUCUCUCCGAUAUGGCCCUCUUAUAAGCCUUCAACUUGGUUCUGUUCGAUUCGUCAUUGCAAGCACCCCAGAACUUGCCAAAGAGUUUCUCAAAACCCACGAACUCACAUUUUCUUCACGAAAAAUGAGUAUGGUCAUCAACAUGAUUACCUACGAUAAUGCCACGUUUGCUUUCGCUCCUUAUGACACUUACUGGAAAUUCAUAAAAAAGCUAAGCACCACUGAGCUAUUGGGUAACCGAACCAUGGCACAGUUUCUACCUAUUCGAACUCGGGAACUCCACGAAUUCAUUCAAAUUCUUGCGCACAAAUCAAAGGCCAAUGAGAGCGUGAAUCUCACCGAUGCAUUGUUGAGACUUUCAAACAACAUAAUAUCGCAAAUGAUGUUGAGUAUAAAGAGCUCGGGAACAGACGGUGAAGCAGAACAAGCAAGGGCUUUGGUUCGUGAGGCCACACAAAUUGUCGGAGAAUUUAAUGUGUCAGAUUUCAUAGGGUUCUUUAAAAAGUUAGACUUGCAAGGUUUUAUGAAGAGGGCAACGGACAUACAUAGGAGGUACGAUGCUUUGUUGGAGAAGUUCAUCUCUGAUCGCGAGGAAUCAAGAAAGAAAGCACAAGGUACAAAUGGAGAUGGCAGUGAAGAGAAAUUGAAGGAUUUUCUUGACAUUUUGCUUGAUGUUGGUGAGGAAAAAGAUUGUGAGGUCACGUUGACUAGGAACCAUAUCAAAUCAUUGAUCUUGGAUUAUUUUACAGCAGCUACUGACACAACUGCCAUAUCAGUAGAAUGGACAAUAGCAGAAUUGUUCAACAAUCCAAAGGUGCUGAAGAAAGCCCAAGAAGAGGUGGACAAAGUCACUGGAAAUGAACGAUUGGUGUGUGAAGCAGAUAGUCCAAACUUACCUUAUAUCCAUGCAAUCAUAAAAGAAACAAUGAGGCUUCAUCCACCAAUACCGAUGAUUAUGAGGAAAGGAGUUGAAGAUUGUGUAGUUAAUGGGAAUAUAAUUCCAAAAGGCUCACUAGUAUGUGUAAACAUUUGGGCAAUGGGGAGGGACCCAAAGAUUUGGAAAAACCCAUUAGAGUUCAGGCCAGAGAGGUUUUUAGAAAUUGAAGCAAAUGACAUAGAUAUCAAAGGGCAACACUUUGAGUUGUUGCCAUUUGGUAGUGGAAGAAGAGGUUGCCCUGGCAUGCCUUUGGCCGCGAGGGAAUUGCCCACUAUCAUUGGAGCUCUUAUACAAUGCUUUGAGUGGAAGAUGCUUGAUUCCCGAGGUCAAAUCUUAGAGCAUGGCAAAAGUAAAAUAACUAUGGAUGAACGACCAGGAUUAACUGCUCCUAGGGCUAAUGAUCUUAUUGGUAUUCCAGUUGCAAGAUUAAAUCCCACCCGUUUUCUUCAAGUGAAGUCUUGAGAGAAUUUGUGACUAUGUAAUGCUACAUAUAUUAUGUACUGUGAAAUUUAUGUUGUGAGAAGAGAUGGAGUGUUCUACUUAUAAUAAAGUCAUGCAAUUUUUUUGUUGUUGAUAUGAGAAUGGACGGUAAAAUUUUAUUUCAAACAGUAUCUGUGGUGUAGUUAAUAAUAUAAGAUAAUUUUAUUUCUUUUUUAUGUAUAUAAAUUUU